AUGCAACCAAAUCACUGCGACCUUUUAGGUCAGGUGCGAGAGCCCAGAGCCGCAAGUCAACUGAUGCGCGAUGGCCAGUCGCGAGAACAUGGUCAGCCUCGACCGUCUGGUGCGGCACCCAUGAGAUCCGAAGAUUCGUGGAUCGAAGUAUCAUCCCAGCCAUCGUCCUCAUCUUUAUCCUCAGCCGCUACAAGCGAUGAUAUCAUUACAACUGGCCUUAGAGUUGAGCAUCGCCAGGUAGGCAUGAAUCCACGCCGUACCCGACGACAGCGCAUGCAGCAUUUGGCGGCUGUCACAACGGCCCAGGUGGACUACUCAUCGCGAGAUGCCAGUCUUGCGAGCAGUAGCCAAGAAGAAUAUGAUGAGAGCGAGAGUGAUCCUGAUCCAAAUAUGUCAAGUUCAAAUGAAGAUAUUCACCGACCAACCCUACCUAUCCCACGGUCUGUACCAUCAGCUCAGUCCGAUGAAGCCUCCAGUGAAGAUGAGGAUGAGGAUGACGCCUCCACUGCGUUGGGAAUGGGAAUUAGCCCAUCUCCAUUCAUUCCACAACCAAACGUAUUUACUCAUCCACCACUUAUCAACGAUCCCUCCUGGACUCGCCCAAGUGAAUCUCGUCGUUCACAACCGAGUGUCCUGUCCAACUCGAGUAGGCGUACUGCUAUUCGACGAGACUCUUAUAAUAAUAGCACCCGCAAUCACCGCCGAACACAAUCCCAACAUAGUCCUUACAAUAUGAUCUCGCCAUCCCACCAUGCAGAUCACGAUGCCGCUCUCCGAGCCAGCUUAUCAACUCUCCUCUCAUGUGCCGCUGCUGCUAGAGGACUACCCAAACCCGAGAACCAACAGAACUCAUCUCCUGGUCCAUCACGUCCUGCUCAACCUUCAUCAUUUCGACUGGUUGGUGAAUCCGUCGCCAUUGGAGGCGAAAGCGACGAAGAGAAUGAUUUGUCGCCCCGAUAUACAGAGACAAGUCCCCCAUUGGGUCCUCGAAUCCGUGGUCCUCCUCGCUCACCCUCCAGCCAAGUCAACAAAGCCAAGCGAAGGUCUGUAUCCCCAAAGGAUCGCAGUGCCUCAUCUAAGAAGAGCCGCCGUGCAAGUCUUGCAGAACCUACUGCCCCGGCCAGCCCUACUAUCAUGACCUGGGUGAUUAGUGCUGGAGUGGUAGUAUUGUUCUCAGCAAUCAGCUUUUCAGCUGGCUACAUGAUCGGACGUGAAGUCGGUCGAACGGAGAUGGGUAUUAUGGACGGAGGUGUUCCAGCUGCCCGUUCCUCGGCAGGAUGUGGCCAUGAAGCGGUUCGAGGUGGCCUCAGGCGACUCCGCUGGGGUACAGCGGCAGCUGGAUCGGCAAGCCUGGCCUAA
Molecule: messenger RNA, 1359 nt
Organism: Penicillium angulare
Lineage: Eukaryota; Fungi; Ascomycota; Eurotiomycetes; Eurotiales; Aspergillaceae
Exons: 2
Coding region: 1-1359 (452 amino acids)
Source: RefSeq, a predicted model, not a curated record